CGAGGUUUAUAAAUAAAGCCGCGGCGGACGGCGGAGCGACCGGUAACGGCACAGAACGGGACGGCAGGGUAGGGCAGCAGGGUGACUGCGGAUCGGCAGACAUGACCACCACGACCACCUUCCAGGGCCUGGACUCCACGGGACGCAGCAGUUCCAGGGUGUUGCAGCCUCCAGGUGGUGGAUCCAGUAUCUCGUUCGGGGUGGAGGAAAAUGUCAAACCAGUGCAUUCCCGUCCAAGCAAAACUGCAUCCAAUAUCUUUGGGCCACCAUUGGAAAAUCAACCUGUGGCUAGAAGAAGCAACCCACCGGGUGGAAAAAGUAGUGGUAUCUUUGGGGCAGCUACCACUGAAACGCCUGAUCUAAAGCAACGGAGAAAUCCUCCUGGUGGCAAGACAAGUGGCAUCUUUGACACUGUGAAAACACCUCCCAAAACUCUGGAUAUCGCAACUGGGGAAGGUGAAAAUAGCCCAGGUUCCUCUGAAACUGAAAACCAAAUGGAAGCCCAGGGAAAGAGAGGAGAGUGUGUGCCCAGCCCAGUAGAGUCUGCUCAACCUGAAUCAUUAAGGCCCAAGAAAGUCCCACCUGGUGGAGUGUCUAGCCUUGUGCUGGGGUAAAUCCACUGUUCACCUCAUUAUCUCAGCUGCAGACUGAAUAAAUGUUGAUUUUAUUGUAAACUUAAAAUUUGAGCUUCACCAUUUUGUAUUGGCACUUUACAUUUGAAUGGUCCAUAGGUGCUCUAAACAUGAGGCCUGCUGGAAAAGGCACGCGUCAUUUAUUCCCUGUGAUGUAAAGUACUGAGUGUUUGUUUUUCUUGUGACUUCAGACUUAAUUCUGGCAUUUUGGACUUUGUAUUUGGAUGUGAUUUGU
Messenger RNA from Mobula hypostoma (lesser devil ray), 867 nucleotides. It is a transcript of the gene jpt1b, whose product is annotated as Jupiter microtubule associated homolog 1b. NCBI's taxonomy places the organism in Eukaryota, Metazoa, Chordata, Chondrichthyes, Myliobatiformes, Myliobatidae. The transcript is spliced from 5 exons. Gene Ontology annotation, cellular component: nucleus. Bases 102 to 614 code for a protein of 170 amino acids. The record is from RefSeq and is a predicted model, not a curated record.